Molecule: messenger RNA, 1199 nt
Organism: Fragaria vesca subsp. vesca
Lineage: Eukaryota; Viridiplantae; Streptophyta; Magnoliopsida; Rosales; Rosaceae
Product: nuclear speckle splicing regulatory protein 1-like
Exons: 2
Coding region: 70-1023 (317 amino acids)
Biological process (GO): regulation of alternative mRNA splicing, via spliceosome
Source: RefSeq, a predicted model, not a curated record
CCGUUUAGCCACCGUAAGGCCUCCUUCUGCUACUUAUUGGACUCACUGCGCAAGAAGGAAGAAGAAAAAAUGAGCAAGUAUGGAUUGAACCUAAGGCCACAGCAGAAGAAGCAGCCCACUAGGCCUCCUCUUCGUAGACCUGUCGGUUUUGGUGAUGAUGAUGACAAUGAUGUUGAGAGAGAAAUUUCUCGACAUGCUAACAAGAACAAGUCACUCAGGGAUAUUGAGGAGCAGCAGAGGAAAGCACUGGAGCAGGACCCAUCAGUAUUUGACUAUGAUGGAGUUUAUGAUGAUAUGAAACAGAAAGCCAUACAACCUCGUGCACAAGAACAACAAGAAAGAAAGCCGAGAUAUAUUCAGCAUUUAAUGAAAAAAGCAGAACAACGAAAUCGUGAACAUGAGAUAGCAUACGAAAGAAAGCUUGCAAAAGAGAGGAGUCAAGAAGAUGACCUGUAUGCGGAUAAGGAUAAAUUUGUCACAAAGGCUUACAAAAAGAAACUUGCAGAGCAGGCAAAAUGGAUGGAGGAAGAGCGACUUCGUGAACUUAAGGAGGAGAAAGAUGAUGUUGCUAAGAAGAAAGAUUUGAGUGAAUUUUAUUUCAACCUUGACAAAAAUGUUGCGCUUGGUGCAGAAGAUGCAAAGUCAAGGAAAGAGAAGCAGGCUAAAUUAGUGAAGCUAGAGGACCCGGCUGAAGUGAUCGAGCCAGAGAAACAGGUCGGAUUAAGGAAGCCGGUAAAACUUGAAGAGGAAGAAAUCGCUGGAGCACCGAGGCCAUUGGAGUCUCCAAGGGUGAGGGAGGGGGGUGAAGGUGAAGAUACAACUAUGUCUGAAACUGUUGAACCCUCGGAGGAGAAGCCAGCUUCACAAACAUCAGCUGAGGAAAAAUUGUCAACUGAAGAGCCGCCAGCAGAUCAACUAAAGGCUAAUCAUCAUAAAAGAGGUGAAGAUGCGGUGGUUGCUGCAAAGGAGCGCUUUUUAGCUCGAAAGAAAGCAAAAGAACAACAAAAGUACUAUGAAAACUAAUAUAGUUAUCCCCGUUGUUCAAUCUAUUUGGUUUUGUUAUUCUCCUAGCAUAUACUAGUCGUGAUAUUCAGUAUUCUUGUGCUUGUGUUUUCCAGUUAUCAUCAUUUUACUGGACCAUGCUGGACAGUGUAAGAUGAUUUUGUCUUACGUUAUUCAUAGUUGAUAAGCUUGAAUAG